Messenger RNA from Nematolebias whitei (Rio pearlfish), 1472 nucleotides. Its product is annotated as cyclic nucleotide-gated cation channel beta-1. Bases 9 to 1472 code for a protein of 487 amino acids. NCBI's taxonomy places the organism in Eukaryota, Metazoa, Chordata, Actinopteri, Cyprinodontiformes, Rivulidae. The record is from RefSeq and is a predicted model, not a curated record. The transcript is spliced from 19 exons.
AGCAGAACAUGCAGACAGCUGCAGGGAAUGGACCAGCUCCUGGAGUUCUGACAUGGAUCAGCAGUGCUCUGCCUCAACCAGCACUUCCAACCAGCACCACCACCAAGGAUGAAGCUGCAGCAGCCAGUAAACCUGAUGAUGAGACUGGGAUGAUGGCCUGGAUUUCACAGGGUUUGGAGAAAGUUGUUCCUCAGCUUGAACUGAAGAGCAAAGAUGUGUCUACAGCAGAACAGCUGGUUCAGGUGCAUCAAACAGCAGCUCCACCAGAAUUUGAAACUACUGCAAAGGAAGUGGAAGAAACUGAAAAGACAUCACCACCCAGCAUGAUGGACUGGAUCAAACACGGGAUUGUAAAAGUGGUUCCUCAACCAGAGAUCUACUCAAAGACUGAUGGAAACAACAAGACUAAAGUUCUGCCUCCAGCUCCUCCUCCAGCCACCCAGUCAACCACAAAGACUGAGUCUGUUAAGGAUGCAGAUCACCAAUCAAAUAUGAUGGGCUGGAUCGUCAGUGGGAUUGGUCACAUGCUGCCUCAGCCUGUACCAAAGCUGGACGCAGGAGGUGAUGAAGUGCAGAACGUGAGCAUCGUUCAGAAGAAGCUGGACCUUGUACUCGAGGAUGUGGAGGAGGAGGAGGCCAAGAUGAAAGUGAAAGGGCAAAGCAAAGAACCCCAGAAGCACUCCACAAAGAAGACAGAAAACGCCAGGACCCAAGUGGAUCAGCUGGGCCCAGUGAUGGACAAUGUUAAGAAGGAGGCUGAGGAGGUGAUCAUUGCUCAAAUGGAAGCAAGGCUGCAGCAGGAGCGUCUGGAAGCAGCCCGUGUUGCUGAGGAGAUGGCCAGGAAGGCAGCAGAGGAGGCCGUCCGACUACUUGAGGUUGAGCAGUCGGCUAAGAUCAUCAUACAAACUCUGCCGGAAUCCAAUGAGCCACUGCCCAACAUCCUGGAGGAGGAAAAUGAAGAUGAUCCAGAGUGUCUGAUAGACAUCGCUCCAGAAAAAGACAAGGUCGUGGCUACAGCUCAAGACAAGGCAGUGCCAAGUCCAGAAACAGGGGAACCUAUGGCCCCGCCCACUUUAUUUGAGUCAGCAGAGCGAGUCAGUCCUUCGUCAAAGGAUGUAGCACCAGGGUCAAAGAAGAAGGACCUGGGGAGUCCUGUCACCCAACAACCAGACCCACAAUCUACAAAAGACCCAUGCACCAUCACAGAGAAGCCUGGGACUGCAGCAGCAGCUGAAGAUUCUGGAUCUGGAGUUCUCAUCAUUUGUGCUCCAAUAAAGAGCUUGCUGCUUCGAUUCCCGCUUGCUGCCGAUUGUCUGGAGAGCUGCAAGAAACUGGUGCACGAGCUGGACCUCACACCUCCCGUGCUGUCCUCACCAACCGUGCCCCCGUCCCUGGCUCAGCUGACACAGCGAGUGUCGCAGCUUCACAAGCAGGCGCGCCAGCACUGCAAGAACAUCUCCAGCCGCUUCUGA